UUGUUUGGGUUGCUGUCCUUGCUUUUUUGUAACCUUCUGUACUGUUAUUUUUCCAUGGGUUGUUUGUUAUCCCCCCUUAUAAUACAUUCACCUGUUUUAUCGUACUUGGUCAGGAUGGAAUCAGUUUAACUGAAAGCGUGCACAAAGUGGAGUAUGGAAUUCUCAAUAACUAGUAUCACUGGAUGUUACCGGAGGGUUUUUCAAAAGCCAAUUAACUUUGAAUGGGAAUUGCUUGAAUACUCCGACAGUAAUAAACAAUUGGUAGAGACAGAUUUAGACAAAAUUAAUAAGUCUGCACCUAAGAAUACUGUCAAACCAUUUGACGUAGGAAAUGGGAAAACUGAUGAAGCCUUUGAUUGCAUACGAGAGUUAGAGAGUUCUGAUGACUUUCCAAAGGAUGAGAAUUUUAAGGAGAUUGCGGGUGAGGAGGUAAAAUUACCUCAUGGCGAAUCUCUUGGUGAUUCCAGCUCUCAACAUUCUCAUAUUGCUCUGAAACUGAGCUUUACGCUUCCUGCUUCCUGUUAUGCAACAAUGGCCAUAAGGGAGCUGCUGAAGACUUCAACAUCUGUUGCCUAUCACAAGACAUUAAACCAAUAGUAUGUACAAAGAUACCCAUUUAGGAAUAUUUUCUGGAGGAGAAAGUGACUCAUAGAACAGAGACAACAGCGUCGAGGGAAGUUUACUAAUUUUAUGUUGCUAUAAUAUCUUGUUAGAUGAGAUAGAGCAAAAAAUCCUCUGUCAGGUACUCUUUCUAUGUAGUUGAACUUGGAAAUUUAACUGUGUAUCUCAGUUAUGCCGAAUGUUUAACUUUAAAUCUUCGUUUUUGUAAGAGAUGAUUUGCAUGUGUAGCUUUCUUGGUGUAGCUUCCUAGGCACAUGAUGUAGUGAUCAGUUUGACUAAGGUGUAGUAGGGUAAUGGAUAUUUUGUACCAUUAUUAGGAAAUGGAACAUCUUCUCUCCUUUUCAAUAGUACAAUAAUCCAUUGUCCA
Messenger RNA from Vigna umbellata (rice bean), 988 nucleotides. The record is from RefSeq and is a predicted model, not a curated record. Lineage: Eukaryota; Viridiplantae; Streptophyta; Magnoliopsida; Fabales; Fabaceae.